AAACACAUCUCAUUCUCCACUUCUGCCCCCUUGAUUCUAUUGUUUCAGGAUAGUCACUACGGGAAGUUUGAGUGUCCUCCGUUUUAUCUGAAGGAAUUUUCAGCAGUUCACUUUAACCUGACAGCAGACGCAGAACUCCAGAACGUGAAGGAAUACGAGAGCAAAUCUUCCUUCUACGAGUUCAGGACGGAUUCUGUGUUCAACAUCAGUGCUGAGCUCCACUACAACACAAGCCGCUACAAGCAGAAAUCUACCGGACUGGAGCAAUACAAUCUCCACAGAUCCCAGACUGCGGUGAAGGUGGAGUUUGUCAUUCCUCCCAGUCGAAAGCUGAUUGUUGCCACUGGAGUAGUGGGAGGGUUUAUCCUCCUCAUUAUCAUAUUGAUCCUUCUGGUGAAGUGUGGGUUUUUUAAACGAAAUCGCCCUGAAGAGUUCGUUCAAGAGGAUGAAAAUGUAACUGCGGCUGAAGACUCUCCUCUGAUGAACGUGAAUGCUAAAGAAAACGGAGUCGGUGAGAAUGACAGCACAGAGAAAGAGAAUGGAGUGAAGGAGACAAGCUCCAGCCCUGAUCCUCCAAAGACAGAACAAUAAAAUAUCACUUUAUUACACAACAACAAAAGUAAAGAUGUUUGCUUUGAUGGAGCUGAAAAUGGUCUUGUAAUGGUCUAGUUGAAUAAAGAUAUGAUUUAACGUCAGUAUGUUUAGCUCAAUCAUAUGCAGCAUGUUUAUAAUAACUCCGUUUUAUUCUGAUAUUCA
This is a messenger RNA of Carassius carassius (crucian carp), 756 nucleotides long. Its product is annotated as integrin alpha-E-like. Gene Ontology annotation, molecular function: integrin binding. The record is from RefSeq and is a predicted model, not a curated record. The annotation marks the transcript as partial. The transcript is spliced from 5 exons. Gene Ontology annotation, cellular component: integrin complex; external side of plasma membrane. Lineage: Eukaryota; Metazoa; Chordata; Actinopteri; Cypriniformes; Cyprinidae. Gene Ontology annotation, biological process: integrin-mediated signaling pathway; cell-cell adhesion; cell-matrix adhesion.